CGGCGUUGGCGGCGGCAGCAGCGUUGGCGGCGGCGGCCGGGAUGAGCGUGACCGGGACCCCCGCGGUGGUGUCGGUCUCCAUCAGCAGCAGCCUCAACUCCUUCCGGGCCCUGAAGAGAUAUGCCCGCGGGCUCACCAUCGCCGAGUUCAAGUGCAAGCUGGAACUGGUUGUCGGAAGCCCAGCCUCCUGCAUGGAGCUUGAACUCUAUUCCCCGGAUGACAAGUUUGUGAUGAAGCUGGACCGCGAUGAGGCCUUGCUGGGCUCUUACCCAAUUGAUGACGGAUACCGAGUCCAUGUUAUCGACAGAAGCGGUGCAACAAUUGGGGAAUAUGAAGAUGUGUCAAGGGUGGAGAAGUUCCAGAUUUCUGAUGCUGAAUAUGACAAGCGAGCAGACACGGCCCGCUCGUUCAUGAAACGCAGUAAGUUGGGACAAUACAAUAAGGACGAAAUGAUGAAGAAGGAGGCAGAGCUAGAGCAGAAGCUGAUGGAGGAGAAAGCCCUGGCAGAGGCCAUUUCUGUGGGGGCCAGGUGUGAAGUACAGGCCUCAGGACAGCCCAGCAAACGGGGGACAGUGAUGUACAUCGGCUUAACGGAAUUCAAGCCUGGUUACUGGAUCGGCAUCAAGUACGAUGAGCCUUUGGGGAAGCAUGAUGGCAGCAUCAGUGGCAAGCGAUACUUCGAAUGCCAGCCGAAGUACGGAGCCUUUGUGAAGCCUCAGUACGUCACUGUGGGGGAUUUCCCUGAAGAGGACUAUGGGCUGGACGAUGAAAUGUGAGGGGGAAGUGGAGCGAAGGAAGCGGAGAGGAUCGCCACGGCCUCUGUUGGCGCAACCCCCUUGGCUGCGGCUGUUCCUGCAGGGCGCCGCUGCACUCUGAUCCUGAGCCGGGGGUCGCGUGAGUGAACUGGAAGAACUGUGUGUUUCGACGUGUUGUUUUCCCUUUCCCUGGUUGUCUCUGUUCAGUGAAGAUGCCCCAUCACCUGAUUUUUUUCAUGCACGCCCCCCUAGGUCAGUCGGAGAGAACUGGAAUGCCUUUGACUGUAUUAGCAAUUUGGGGGAGGGAGAUGGCAGUGACAUCUUCCCUGGUCUCCUGCGGCAGUGAGUGGAAGCUGAUGUUGGAAGGAGGCGUUCAUAACAGAUGUAUAUACAAUUCUGGUUUUAAAAGCGAAACAAAAUCUAAACUGAAUCAUUUUGAUGACUGUGCUUUUUUUUCCCCAUUGUGGGUUUUUGUUGUUUGGUUUGGUUUGGUUUUUGUGCUGCUGGCAGAUGCUAUGUGAUAAUUACAAAUUAAAGUUUUGGAGGGGGGGUCAAAUACAUUCCAGACAAGAG
Molecule: messenger RNA, 1328 nt
Organism: Candoia aspera
Lineage: Eukaryota; Metazoa; Chordata; Lepidosauria; Squamata; Candoiidae
Gene: TBCB
Product: tubulin folding cofactor B
Exons: 6
Coding region: 42-776 (244 amino acids)
Biological process (GO): tubulin complex assembly; post-chaperonin tubulin folding pathway; cytoplasmic microtubule organization
Cellular component (GO): microtubule plus-end; cytoplasm; nucleus
Molecular function (GO): alpha-tubulin binding; microtubule plus-end binding
Source: RefSeq, a predicted model, not a curated record